GGGAGUUGCUUCGUGCUUCUUUGGGGGUAAAGACAGAGACUGACAUGGAGCCAGGGAAGCAUCUGGCUGGCCUCAUCUUGGCUGUCACUCUUCUUCAAGGUACUACAGCCGAGAAGAAACAAGAAGUUCCUGUGAUAAAAGUGGAUGACAAUCGAGAAGAUGGUUUGGUACAUCUGAUUUGUGUCUCAAAUGACACAAAGAUCACAUGGUUAAAAGACGGGAAACAAGAAAAUUCCUCGAAUAAUACUAAGCUGAAUCUGGGAAGCAGUAUCAAGGACCCUCAAGGGAUAUAUCAGUGUAAAGGAUCAGAGAACAUUUCAGAACCACUCCAAGUAUAUUACAGAAUGUGUCAGAACUGCAUUGACCUGAACGCAGGCACUGUAUCCAGCUUUGUCUUCGCUGAAAUCGUCAGCAUUUUCUUCCUUGCUGUCGGUGUUUACUUCAUUGCUGGACAGGAUGGAGUUCGCCAGUCCAGAGCUUCAGACAAGCAGACUCUGUUGUCCAAUGACCAGCUUUACCAGCCCCUCAGGGAUCGGGAAAAUGACCAAUAUGGCCACCUUCAAGGAAAGCGAUUGAGGAAAAAUUGAACUCAGGACUCAAAGUAGGUGUUCUCCAUGCUGGAUAGAUCCCA
Molecule: messenger RNA, 631 nt
Organism: Enhydra lutris kenyoni (northern sea otter)
Lineage: Eukaryota; Metazoa; Chordata; Mammalia; Carnivora; Mustelidae
Product: CD3g molecule
Exons: 7
Coding region: 45-587 (180 amino acids)
Biological process (GO): cell surface receptor signaling pathway; positive thymic T cell selection
Cellular component (GO): alpha-beta T cell receptor complex; membrane; external side of plasma membrane
Molecular function (GO): transmembrane signaling receptor activity
Source: RefSeq, a predicted model, not a curated record